AUGUUUUCGUUGCACGCCUUUUUUAUAUUAUUGGUCACAACCACAGUAUGGAGUGAUAGUCCAGAUGGAGCAUUUAGAUUAAAUGUUCCACUUUGGGAUGUGAAUGAUUUGUAUUCGCGCAUAUCCAAUGUAUUUGGUACUACAAGUACCACAAAACCACCACAGGUGGCGCCUGAAAAGCCAACCACAGCCGUGCCUUGGGACGCCUAUUACAGCGCGAUCAUGCAGGAAUUUUACAACAAGAAACAUGGAAUGUUUCCAGGAAAUGAUCUGAUGGCCGCAGAACCUUUGCCCGUGCCUGUACCGGUUCCAGUCCCUCUUCCACGUCCACCGCGACCACUAAGGCCACUGCGGCCUCACAGACCACCGCUUCCAAAUCGACCUAGACCCAGGCCAACACGAAAACCAAGGAGAAGCACCACAACUACAACCACCAGGCGAACAACAACCACACGGAAAACUUCUACGACUUUGUCCACAACAACGGAAUCGCCAAAAACUACCACGAGUACUUCUACUACAGUCGCACCUACAACCAAUUCAACAACUGAACAAUCAACGACAAUAGAGCCAUCUUCAACAACAGGUGGAUCCUCUACAACAGGAGGCUCAUCGACCAUAGGUGGAUCUUCUACAACAGGAGGCUCAUCGACCACAGGUGGAUCUUCUACAACAGGAGGCUCAUCGACCACUGGUGGAUCUACAACAGGAGGCUCAUCGACCACUGGUGGUUCUUCUACUACAGGAUCAUCAACAACUAGCAUAUCAGUAUCUUCCCGACUAAAAGGAAAAUACAACAUCUUACGAGCUACAACAGUCACUCCUUUACGUUUCCAUCAUAGUCAGUUCCAGAGUAGCCCCAUUUCAACUCCAACGGUGCUCAGUUUAGAAGGACUGCCAGCGUCUUCUGGCUUUCUUCGUCCUGAUCUACAACUUUCAGUGCAAUCGGCGCCACAGUCUGUGACGACGUUGUGCCAUAACUAUCCUCGCCUAUGCGAUCACCCAGAAGAAGCCCAAUAUGUUCGCUUAGUCGAUGGAUUUGGCAAGCCCAUGCUUCUUAUAUCGCCAGGAGGCGUGUCAAGUAGCUCUUUUCGUUUAAAUGAAGCACAACGGCCCUUUAGGUCAAAGGAAAAAUCCUGGAAAUCGGUGCCACCACGACAAAAGAAUCCUUCCAGAAGUAAAUAUAUUUACAAGUUAAUUAAAAAACGAAAUAAUCAAAGACUUUAA
Molecule: messenger RNA, 1227 nt
Organism: Drosophila santomea
Lineage: Eukaryota; Metazoa; Arthropoda; Insecta; Diptera; Drosophilidae
Product: serine proteinase stubble
Exons: 1
Coding region: 1-1227 (408 amino acids)
Source: RefSeq, a predicted model, not a curated record